UGAACCUGCCGUUUGGGUCUGCCAGAGAUUCACAGCGAUUUGAAUGCAGAAAUACUCAGAAAUUCAAUUUCGCACUUAGUUUUCUCAUGAUAUGUCCUGUAGCAUCAGAAAAAUGCCAUAUGAACAUGUAGACAACAAGAAAAACAUGAUUUUCAUCAGAGUGGGUCUUUAAGUUUGCCUCGUGUCACAUCCUUUAGAGAAAAGCCUCUUCACUAACAUUUAUGAGUUAUCUCUGUACUUCUCCUACAUCUCUGAUACAGAUGAUGUUGUCAUGAUUUGCCUCCAGCUUCAGAGAGCUGAGAAAACUGAGAAAACACAAUAUCUUUGUGUUUUUUUUAAUGUGGGAAGUAUCACCACCCCCGCAAAAAAACAUAGGAUGGGCACUGAGAAUACAACAGGGGGUAUAUGUGCUCCAGCAACUACUCUCCACCGCUAGCUGGUACUUUGAAUGAAAUGUCAGAGGAAAAAGAAAUACUGUCUCCAUUUUCACUUACUCUUUUUUUUGGUCCCAUCACUGAUGAGGUAACUGGUGCACAAACGUGAGCUUAAACAGGUGGAGAAAAUACAAAAACUUGAUAAGAGUUUGCAUCACAUCAAAAAACAAAAAACAAUCAGAAAUUGUUGGAGUGGAUUGAUUUUUCACUUAAACGCCUGCACCUGCCAGAGUAUUUGAGGGAAAUAUAUGAGCGGCCUGCCACUCUGUCAACAACAGGCAGCAAACACAAAGACUGUUGUCAAGCACUGACAGUGAAGACUGUUUCUGAUUAAAAGAGUGAAAGCAGAAGAUAAAUCAUCAGAGUGCUGCUCCAGUUUUGUAGUUUCUCAAAGGCCAUCUGUUAAAAAGGACCCCUCUCUUCACACAGACACGCUCAGCACCCCUCCUGUUCUUGCAGAGCGACAACAGACCACAGAUGUCAUGGAAGGCCACAGGGACCAUAAACACAUGAUCAGAAAACAUGGUCCAGAGCAGCAGUGAUCAGUGAUUCUCUGACAACCGGCAAAAUCAUCAAUUCUGAAUAAUGGACAUUUCUAUUAAGUCUCAAAAAAUAAAACCAGUGAUUCGUCAACUUAGCCGAUCUGUCUUCUUUAUGAAACCACCACUGCUGUGAUGUGCACACCCAGCAGAAUGACAAAUGGAUCAAAGAGGGAGUUAUGGGGAAAGAGUCACUUACUCCCUUCAUCGACUGCUGUUGGUUUAACAGUUUUUCUUGUCAUCCAAGUGGACAGGUGGAGGUUUUUAUCUGAAUGUAGUCUAUUGGCUUUAAUUAUGGGUGGUAAAUAAACCUGCCAACACAUUAAACAGUUGAUUCUGUAUAACAUACUCUGGGAACUAUGGACAACUCCCUCCAAUUUCCAGUGCUAUUUCCUGCCAAGACAACCAACCACAAUCCAAUUAGCAGCUCAAAAGGAGUGAUGUGUUUAGGAGUGAAAUUCACCCUCCAGAUUAGUUUGCAGAGUUAAUACUGUCAUUUUUUUAGCUCAUAUGUGUCUGGUUUUCUUGAGGUCUCAGGUUCACUGUGAAUAUUAAGUUACAGAGGCUUUACUGUGGCUUACAAGAGGUGAAACAAAUUAAUUUCAAAACAGGGCUCAAUAAUAACAUGGCCUUUCCAGAGAACGUUUAUACUGGUCAAAUGUUGUGGGUGUAGCCCACAGACUGUAUAUACUAUGGACAACUUGGCUGCGCCUUCUGUCAUUAUAAAAAUUUGAAGCUGAAUUGCUCUCCAUAUGGAUUUUCUCCACUUCCUGGAACCACCACUUGCAAAGUAGCGUUGUACACAUUCAGCAGGAGAGUCACCAAGAGUCACUAUGAUGACACUCGUCUCAAACAGUGUAUCCCCUGGGUGAGCUACACAAUCUUCGUACGCCCAUAAGCUGUCUCAAGUGUCAAUCAUAGAAAAGAUGAACCCCUGAUAACUUUUAAAAAUUGAGCAGUACAGAAAAAAGAGGAUUUGAGCAUACACCAGUCUCACAAUAACUACAUGUCAACAUCACAACCAGGGGGUAGAAAAAUGUAUAUUCUGUGUAAUUAAUUUCUUAAAUUUGUCCAUAGGGAUUGUUGGAGGAGGUAGACCUAUGCUGCAGCCCGUCACCAGAGGGUUCUGUUCUCGCGGGGGGCUUCACCCAGCGAGGAGGCAGAUGGCAUCCAUUCUGUAUACAGUCUAUGGUGUUACCUGAAAGCAGCACUGUGGCAGCAGACAGUAUCUACGCUAAGGUGGACAACCUAAUGAUGUGUCACUUGUAAACAACUUGGAGGCAAAGGGUCAGUUCUUGUUGAUCAAAUCAUCUGAUCACUAGCCUGAAAGGUUGUUUUCCUCAGAGCAAGAAGGAACCAAGCCCUGCUUUGAUAGAUCAUGGACGACUUGAGCAAGAGGUUACAGCAUUUGAAGUAAUCUGUGGGUUUUAAUGGAUAUAAUGCGUUUGGAUUAGAUCUUUUGCUAGACUUGAAUUAUGUGGAUGGAGAAGCUUUUACUGCACAGAUAGAAGUGAGCUGCCAUUUAUUAUACAUGAGAAGACCGUUGCUCUUCAGGAGGAUAGAAAGGAUGUAAAAUCACAACAUAUCUGUGAUGUGGCAUGUUGAAGGGACAUUAAAGUUCAAAACUAACAGGCAGCUCAUGCAAUCUGAACAAAGGAGCUCUCUGUGAACAAAGGUGCACAACAAAUGUCAUGUUCUGUCAUUUUUAAAAGUGAAAUGUUCUCAUUAAGAUAGAUCUCUCAGCCCUGUAUAGAAGAUCUCCUGGCAUAUAAUAAAUGUAUUUACAAUGGAUGAAAGGUUUUUCCUAAGUAAACUCAAUGUAAAAUAUCUCUACUCUUGUUCUGGACCCCUGAAAGCCAACUCAGCAGCAUCACAGACCGUUUACAGUUCAAUUACAGCCUGGAAGGUUCAAUCUCAGGAGGAAUCGACUGUUACCAGCUGAUUAGCUCUGCUGCUGCUGCUGCUCAAUCCACCAAGUGGAUCACACCAAUCUGCUUUUUAAGUGGUGCUGCUGCAAAGCUAUGCCCGAUGAAGCACAAUUGAACAUGAGAAGCUGUAUCUCAAAGCAUAGACCAGCGGGGGAGAUAAGGUAAAGCUGCCUGUAUAUGCUUGAGCACUCCAAGGAGAAUGAAAGGGUGGAUGUGUUUGUGUAAUAUGAAACCACAAGAGGCUAUAUUUCUGCUCUCAAUACCAGCUGGUGCGGUUGAAUCAAGAAAUACGUGCUUCCCCAUUCUUGGGCCGUGUAAAACUUCAAAGACAUGCCCCUGUAACAGAACGCUGCACAGACACACCUAAUGAUGCAUCGCUGUGAUUGAAAGGCUGGCUCAAACAUUAUCCAGCUUUUGCCUGCUCUGUGCUGAGGUACUCUGCUUUCAUGCCGGAUUCUGAAUUCAGCUGAGGAGGGGAUAAUUAUCUCGGCUGGUGGUAUGGAUCUGCUUGAAGCAAAGUGGAACAUGUGGGGAAAAGUGGAUGAAGUGCUCUAAUUUAUGAGGAAAAAGCACCAAGCUGAGGUGCAACAGAGAGGGAUUAAGUAUGACAACAAACGGAGACGCUGCGACUUCGCUCUCUGAAAUGGUCUAAUGUUGAGUGAGUUGAUGUAAUGUGGAGCAUAAAAGCUGGUCAUACCUUUUUAAACUGGCACUCUGUCAUCUUUCCUGCAUGUUAUGAAGGAAAGCAGCUACCCUCCUGUGGACUAAAGGCUCUGUAAAGUAGAAGAAGCAUCAUGUUAGUGAGGUUAACGGGACUUAUCAACAAGACAACCAAAUGCCAUCCAUCAUAUUUCUCCCUUUACAAGCUUGUAGAGUGACUUUUGUUAGGUAAUGCCUUUUCUUGACAUUUACCUUGACAUUUGCAACCAUAACCCCACCUUGAGAUCAGUAUAUUAGAACCUUUAUGAGUCUCAGGCAGUGCAGGGAAAUUUUUUAUUGAGAAUGAGAAUAAGUCCUUCUGCUGGCAAUGUUGUUGGCAUCAGGACACCAUGGACACCAUGCUUAGGUCAAAAAUUGUAUUCAAAACUUAAUAUUCUGUCACCUAAAAACCAAUACUUGACUUGAAUGUGAAUUUCCCAGUUUGGGAUAUAUAAAGUAUAUCUAUCUAUCUAUCUAUCUAUCUAUCUACAGUAUCUAUCUAUCUAUCUAUCUAUCUAUCUAUCUAUCUAUCUAUCUAUCUAUCUAUCUAUCUAUCUAUCUAUCUAUCUAGCAUAUCUCUUCUGUGGGUUUGUCAAAACUUUCUUGACUGGACUCAGCAUUUGUAUCUAAACUGACAGAGUUGUCUCAUUACUUGAGGACAGCACCUGGUAAAACACUUCUAUCUGGUCCACACUCACACAGUCAUUACUUCUCUCUGAAACACGCUGCAUUAAUACUUAAAUCUUUAAUCACUUGUCAAAACUUUACAAUACAACUUGAUGUUGAUAUGUUAGCUUCAAAGAAAAACACGUGUAUUUAAUGCUGUUCAUUCAAUUCAUUUAUUAAUCCGAUCUUAACCAUUUUAAAAAUGUUGAUCUUCUCCACAGCUCUAAGUUACAGACAGGUAAACGUGAAUACUUCCUCUUAAAAAGGGGAGGGAGGAGCUAAUUCAGGUGUACUGAUGGUGGAGCAUAUAUGUCUAAUUAGUUGAAGAGUUAUCGGUACAUAGAAUUAAAACUUUUAAGUUGAUGAGGAUAUUUGUGGGUAAAAUGGUGACUCAAAUGAUGAAAUGUGUUUGUAUAGAUUGAAUGUAAGUGUUAUAGAGACCUAUUUUAACUAAUUUGGGGAAAAUUCGAGUGAACUGACAGACAGCAGCUGGUUGGUCUAGAGAGGGAGAGGCUGGGCAUUUAAAAGCAUCUGACCACCAUGGGUCUUGAGAAUAAUCAAUUCAGUCUGAGUGAUGUGAACCAGACAAUUGCAGCAAGUUCUUGUGUAAGUAUUUUUAUUUUUUUGUAUUUUUUAUGCAUAUGACAUCUAGAAACAGUUUUUUCCCCACUUUAUCUGUGAAUAAUAAUAAUAAAAAACACAAUCAUAUGACUCAAGCCAUCAUUUUCUCAUUUUUCUGUGGACCAUUUUUGUAACAUACUAGAAGGUGACAUACACCACAGUACUGACAGUUGAGUCUGAUACGUUAUUGUAGAUUAUAUCUAUGGAUAUGGAUAUAUGUUAACUGAUGAGGGGAAUACUGUUUAUUAGUUAAACCUGCGUUUCUUUUGCUAUGAAGAGUCAUGUCUGCCAAAAAGAAAUUUAAAGCCUGAACUGAAGGAAGUUAAAGGAAAAAUUGCAAAGUGCAGUCUACGUUGUUAAAGCUAAAUGUAUCAGAGUACAUUUUGAAAGCAGAAAGUGUUGAAGCUUUCCUUCACCUCAGCUCAGCACGCAGGACAGCCAAAAACAUAUGAACCCUGCACAUUCAGCGGUAGCCUUGGUUUGUGGGUUUAAUUGGUAACAGACCACUCGAGUAAAUGAAACGUAAAUAAAAUGAUUUGACUCGAACUUACCAUCUGUGAAUUCAAAACACUUCAGUGGUUCGUGGACGCCACCUAGCGUUGGCUGUACCGACCUGUACAUGAUAAGCGCCACUGUAAGCAGCUCUACUUUCCAAAUGUUAAACAUUGCAGCGUGCACGCGCUGUCCGCAUACGCACCCUUUCAACAGACAAAUCUGUUAAUGUGUGAGGCCAAACGUCCACGCGCGCAGGUAAUAGCUAUAAGGCGCGCGCACAGGAAAGUGAGUUCAUCAAUCACAGUGAGCGACUGAAGCUCAGCCUUCACGUCAGCCGUGGGCUGCUUUUGUGCGCGUUCUCGGCUCAGGUUUGGAGAUGUCGGUGCUGUCUCCGCGCGCCUGUUCCAGGGGGGGAAAGUUUUUUUGAGUCCUAAAAGGAAUCCGACGAAAAGCGCAAAAUGUUGAGGUAAGUUUCUGAAACCGAGUGCUGUUUUUUUCUCUGCUUCUUUUAAGUGCAUAAAACUUGUGUUAAUGUGGACCUGAGGAAAACCGAUAUCUUCAAUAGCCUUGAUUUUCUGGCAUUGAUAUAAUGUCUUUUCGUCAAUUACACCAAAAUGGGAAAAUCCGCUGUUCUGUCUGUGUGUUGCUGUGAGCGAAAGCCUGUAUUGAUCAUCUUAUUGACUGAAGUAAGGCUCUGAACGGAUUUGCGUAUAAAAGUUGAUUUAUAUCUUUUGUUUUCCCUGUGCAGAUAUUAAAACAUAACAUUUCUGAAGUUAUCCACAGACCGUAAACUGACCCUCCUUUAGGAAGCCUUUGUGUGUGGGAGACCCCUCCUUGUCUUCGUGAUAUACUUUAAAUUAAUACCCUACCAAGCGUAGCCAUCAGCUCAAUAUAUGUGACUUUGUGGACUAGAGAAGGAAAGAGUCACCUUCAAGAUGUAGGUUGAAACUCACAAGGAAAAUAAUUUAGUUACUCAAUGCAAGUGGCUUCAUGUAUUAGAAACAUUUUUUUCUGAGUUGUACAAUAAAAUUACAUGGUUAUGCCUGAACAAAAAGGUUGUUGUCACAUUGAAACAAACCAUGCUUGUUUUUGAUUUGGGAAUUUCUGAAAAUAGAGUAAAGUUGGGUUUAAAGGCCUAUUAAGAAGUUUUAAAAAGUUUGCUUGCUGAUCACUGAUGACCCUGAGGAAGGUAAGAACAGCAUUUAAAGGGAUUUUGUUUUUUCACCCAACUGUACACAACCAUACAGUUAAAAUAUUAGCGUUUUCUAUAGCUGCUGAAGGGUUUUAAUGCUUUACAGAUACACCGGCCUGUAUGAAGGAAAGGAGUCAGGGAAGCUUUGAAGCAAUAGGGAGAGAUGGGAGAAAGCCCUGUAUGAUACGGCGAGUGUAACACAAAUUAAUCAGAUUAAAGAAUUACAGCAUUCCAUGGCAGAAUCUCACAAUCAUCCAGGCAAAAAUGCAGGUUUACAAUGUUGUAAUGUUGAAAGUUCAGCUGCUGCUGAGGUAAUUUGUGCCUGUUACUGCUCUGUCUCUGUCUGCUUUAUGUAUGACCAAUCAAUCAGACCAAACCUGUAGAGCCAACAGCAUCUCUACAGAGUAAUCAGACUCAUCCACAGCAGAGAUCAGGUGGGGCAGGGCAGGUUAAUGAGUGACAAGACCAGGCAGAAGGGCAAGUAUACUUUACACUGUAUGAGAGAGAGAGGCUAAAUGUGGGAACAUGGCACCUAAAUCAAACUGCAGAUAAUCCACAAAUACUUAAGCUGGGACCAACAACACCUGAAGGUAAAAGGUCAAAGGUCAUGAGAGAUUUAUUCCAGAGCUAUGUUGUGGAUUCAGUUAAAAGUUAUGAUUUGUGUAAGAUUAUUCAAGUUGUUGACUCAAAAUUUCAGUGAAAUAAAAAUGGUCUAGCAGUGUUUGUUGUUGGUUGUGCACUUCCUAUUUUCACAGUAAGUCAGUUUACAGCGAACAAGUGGUCCUUGUUGUGCUGUAAGAAGCUCAAACAAAGGGCAAGAGCACUUCAGCUUUUUAUGUACUCAGAUAAAGGUCAGUUUUGUGUGUGUGUGUCAUAGGUGUGCCACAUUUAGAAACAGACAAAACACAGCUGAUUGUGCUCUCCACUCGCUUAGAGAGGGAUUGCAAACCAACAAGACCUGGAAUCAGGGAAAUUUCAUGCAGAUUUACUCUGAAGUGAGGUGAUAAUGUCAGUCUUCUUCAGUUUGAUGUCCCUCAAUCAGACUGAAACCACCAAUUAUUUUCCCCUCAACAGAUGAGUACCCAUCCAUAAUCCAGCUUGGACAAUCAGCCAACCCUGAUUGGACUGUUACCCCCUCCGAUCAAGUUGCUGCCUGCAGCCGCUGUGGGAGUUGGAGUUGUCAUGGAGACGGUGGUGAUUGUUGCCAUAGGGGUUUUGGCCACCAUUUUCCUGGCCUCCUUCGUUGCCCUGGUGGUGGUGUGCAGACACCGCUACUGCCAUCCUCAUGACCUGCUGCACCACUUCGACUCAAAGUCAGUGAAUGUGAAUCUGGGUCAUUUAGUGUCAGAAUCCUACAUCUUUUUGUCAACAUUUAAAGUUUCUCUUAUGUGUUAAAUAUCAAGUUACUUAUUCUACAGGUUUCCUGAGACUAUUCUUUGUGAUUCUGGAUGAACAAGCUACAAUAGCACAUCCAUUCAUCCACUUUAUGAAAUGAUUAGGGAGGCCUUUGUGUCUUUUUUAACCUACAGUAAAGAGAUGCUGGAAAACAAGGGGGAAAGAGUCUCAACAAAGGCCCUCAGAUCAGGGAUGUUUCGCUCCAUGGUUAGCAUCUUAAUCCUUAUGCCAUUCUGGCACUCAAUCUGUGGGCUUCUCUGCAGCCUUUAGUCCUCAACUAUUAAGAUGUCUUUACUGUUUAUUCAGUCCCCACCACCUCUUGAUGCAUUAACUUCUUUGAUGAGUUAUGGUUAGGGAUUCUGUUAAAUUCAACAUAGCAACAUAAGAGGUUGUAAAUAAACUUAUUUGUUGUUCCCCAUAGCUUGGAGAUUUUUCAACAAAAGGUAUAACAAACCUGAAAGUUCUUCAUUUAGCUCCAACUCCUUUUGUAAUGAUUUACCAUUGGCCUGUGAUUCAGCAUGUCUACCUGUCCACCCACCGUUAUACGUGCUCUCCACCUAAGUCACUUUCAUUGAGUACUCAGAGAAACUUAGGCUUCUUUAUACAACCACAACUCAAAACUCAAUUAUCACUUUACCUCAAAGCAAAGCAAUAAAAGUAAGUUUAAAGAGCUUUGGGUUUUAGUUAGUAAUCCAGUUUGGUCUGUUUUUUAGGCCCACACAGGACCUGAUUGGAGCAAUGGAGACACAGAGUGAGCCAUCAGAGCUGGAGCUGGAUGAUGUGGUCAUCACAAACCCACACAUCGAGGCCAUCCUUGAGAAUGAAGACUGGAUAGAGGACGCCUCGUAUGUCUAACUUGCAUUUUGUGCAGGGGUGGAUCCAGACUUUUUGACUGGCCCAUCUGGGGGGGCUAACUUCUGCAGGGGUGACAUAAAAUAUGGAUGACAUCCAUCCUUACCAUUUCUGAUGAUCUUAUCUUACUUUACACCAAACAUAGAUGUUAUUCCUGUUUACAUAAUUUUAACUUUGAAAAGCAACUCAACAAAGUUGCAACAUAUAAAUCUCAGACAUAUUUUAAAAAUCAGACUUUAAAGAACUAAAAUGUGCUACAAUGACAAUCAGAGUCAAAUUCUAGCAGCAUUACAACACCGAAUUAAACAAGAGAUUCAUCUCUAAAAAAGUAAGUAGCUAAUCAUAGAGCAGAAAUUUGAUUGGCUCCUGGGGUUUCCAAUUAGAUGUGAUGGCCACCUCCUGGUGUCCACCCCUGUACGAUGGGGUGGAUGCACUACAUGAUUUUUGAUUAGUUACAGAUCCAAACUAACUCUGUGAUUUUUCUCCCCAACAGCGGACUGGUCUCUCACUGCAUCUCUAUCUUAAAGGUGACAACAACAGAAACUCACCCUUUUUAACUCUAUCUCUAGGAACACUAAUUAGCAGUUAUUUACACUGUUCUUUCUCAUUCAGAUCUGUCACACCUUAACCGAAAAGCUGGUUGCCAUGACAAUGGGCUCUGGGGCAAAGGUCAAAGCACCAGCCAGCCUGAGUGACAUCAUCACUGUAGCCAAACGCAUCAGCCCAAGGUAACCAAAACUUAAAAUUUAGGAUAGCCUGACUGGAGCUGGCUUACCUCCUCACACCCUCACUGUCUGAUUUCUCAGGGUGGACGACGUGGUCAGAUCCAUGUACCCUCCUUUGGAUCCAAUUCUCCUGGAUGCCAGGUAAUCAAAUUACUGGGUCUUUAAAAUGAUGAAUUUAGUUUGACUUUAAUUGUUUAAUGCAGGGACCUAUUGUGAUUGAUAAAAGUUAGAAAGGAGUGACUUCAUGCCUCCUAUUAUCCGUAACGUAAUAACACUGAUAAUUAGAGAAAUGAAGACAGUAACAAAUGCUUGUUUCAUAAAUCAAAUUAAAACUGAACCUGAUAUAAAUCCAAUUCUUGUUCUGUUGACUGUGUGUAGUUUAAAUGAUAUGUCUGUUUACACAUAAGAGCGUUUCCUUUUGCAGAAGCCAGUAAAAUUAAAUCAAUGAUCUUCCUCUUCAGGGCCACUGCACUCCUCCUUUCAGUCAGCCACCUGGUGCUGGUCACCCGCAACGCCUGUCACAUGUCCGGCAGUAUGGACUGGAUUGAUCAGUCGCUCCAUGCGGCUGAGGAUCACAUGGUGGUUUUGCGUGAGGCGGCACUGGCUUCUGAACCAGAACGAAACAUACCUGGAGCUGACGCACAGAAAGAACAGGCCAUCUAAAGAAAACACAGAUGAUCACAAACAGAAAACAACAACAACAACAACAACAGGACAUAAAACAUGUCCAUUUAUCCUUGAGCUGCCUCUUUCCACAACUCUGUUCUGAAUUUAUAGUUGACAGGCACAUCUUCUGCAGGACUGUGUUGCUCUCUAACAUUAUCAUCAAACAAUUAGGCUGUGCUGAUUUUUAAAGGCACCCUUAUUCAGACAUCUUUCUGCAUCUUUUUUAUCAUAUUUUCAGGUAAAAAGUGCUCCCAGCUUUCAAAUAGCCUCAUUUCUAAAAGGUUGAUAUCACAUAUUAAUGUACAGGUGGGUUUUUGUGUGUGUAAGCAUACAGCAGAUCUUUAAAGCUGUGGUCUGUUGAAGGUGUAAGCUGCCUGCAAGUAAAAGGCUUUUAAAAAUUUCUUCAAGAGUGCGCCAUCGCCCAGCGGUGGGCCUAAAUCCAAUCUCGCCGUCACAUGGAGGCUUAGUCAGCUAAUCCAUUCUGAGGAAAAUAACACCCAGUUAGCCAGUGAACCCAAAGGGGCUCCAGCCCUGUGGACUAAUAGAAGCCCAACCUGGUGUAUUAACAGUCUGUACUAUCAGCGUGACUUUUGGAUGUUCCAAAACAUCCCGCUGUUGCUCAUAGUUAAAAAUCACCAGUCUGGGACUUUUCAGGGACUCAUAGUAUUCGUUUUUCGCCACAUCAGCAACCCAGUAAACAUUUUUCCAGUUGAGUAAUGGUCUGUUUGUGCCUUUGCUGCAUGUUAUCAUGUUUAAUUAAGGUUGAUAACUCCACCUCUGGAAAGUUAAUAUCUUCCUGUUGGUCCAGGUUCAGGCACUCAUGGUCCCAGAGAAAGGAUCUUAGUGCUCUUUGGUGAUCACCUGAUAUUUAUUUUAUUGUUACGAGCAGGUUCACAGUUGUGGUUUCCAGCAUGUCAAGAACAUGAAGAUGUCAGUAUCUUAAGUUAUUAGGACACUGGUACAGAAACUUCUGAACCUCACAGGGAGGAUCAUUUCACUAAAGUUCUAAAAGUUCUGAACUUUUGCUUGUCUUAUGGCAAUUUACUUUGCAUUUAACACUACUGAGUGUGAAAUAACCAAUACCAGAGAAAAGAUGGGGAGCUUUGCUACUGCUGAGAAUCAGCAUGUUGGCAGCUAACACACCAACUCCCAAAACAAUCAUAGUGGCAUUUCUCUAAACUGGCACGUCCGCUUUAGAUUCCACUGAACCUUACAAGAGCAAUUCAAGUGCUUUUACUUCAAAGUUAUCAAACAACCAUAGCCACAGUCACAGUGACACACAGUACUGCUAAAACGUUAGCAUGUUAGGACUGUAGCAUCCGACUGACUUCCUGUGCAGAGUCUUGGAGUCACUCCAACAGAGUAAUUCAAGAAACAUUUGCUCUUUUAUCCUUGCAAAAAAGAGCUAAAGUUUGAUUAGAAACCCAAGUGCAGCAGCUGUGUCCAUUCACCAAAACAGGAACAAGGAUAAUUCACAAACGUCUAGAUAUUUUGAGUGCCUCACCAUCAACUUUAAAAAGUGCACCUGUUUGUACAAGUACUCCUCCACACUAUGAGGACACUGAGAGUUUGUGUGCUCUCUUGUGCUUGGAGGAUGCUUUUGAACAGCAAGUUGGUUGAGGUGAGGCAGAGUGAGUGAGUUGUUUUGGGUAAGAGGGUUGUUCUUGAAGUAUUUCUACCUGCUCCUCCAUGCAUAGCUGAUAGUGAAUCCAAAAGGGGUCUUGAUGAGGCUUUACCCACAGCCACAGUAAACAUACACAAAGCCACAUGCACACAAGGCUGACAACUUGACUCACUGGUACAUCAUAUAACAGAGAGGUGUGUCACACAAGUUACCAGGAGGAGUUUUAAAUUUGCAAUAAUGUUUGGAGAUACUGAUCAAAGAGGAAACAUUUAGAAAGUGGUUAGCCUUUUAUUAUUUUUUUGUUUACAUUGUUUAUUAUAGCAUCGAUCUUUUUAUUUGCAAGCACUCCUUUGUUUUCUCAUCCUUUCCCCACAGUUUGCUACUGAUGUCCUCCCCUCACUCCCACUCUUCUUUCUCUUUGUUUUUCUCAUUGAUUUGUACAGAUAAAAUGAAGUUUCAUAGGAAAAUGUAUUUUGUUUUUGCUCUGAACAAUAGCUACGGAGAAAUCCACGUCUGAUAAAAAGUUCACACACUAAUUUGACAUAAAUAAAAAGUGAAUUCUUUUCUUGUA
Xyrichtys novacula (pearly razorfish) is the source of this 12407-nucleotide messenger RNA. The record is from the annotation of a GenBank genome assembly. NCBI's taxonomy places the organism in Eukaryota, Metazoa, Chordata, Actinopteri, Labriformes, Labridae.